This is a messenger RNA of Morchella importuna, 222 nucleotides long. RefSeq lists its product as uncharacterized. The transcript has 4 exons. Lineage: Eukaryota; Fungi; Ascomycota; Pezizomycetes; Pezizales; Morchellaceae. The record is from RefSeq and is a predicted model, not a curated record. The coding region runs from base 1 to 222 and encodes 73 amino acids.
AUGACGGAUGGCGCAGAGGAAAACAGGAACCCACGCCAGAACCCACCACAUACCCAAAACCUCAAAGCUCUGGAGAAGCUCCGCCAGGCGACCGCCGCCCCCGGCAACCUUGAGACUGACCGCCGUUUGCCUUUUCUGGCCGCCAGUUGCGAGAAGGCAACCGUGAAACAAGUAGCCAAUCAGAGGCCGAAACUAUACUUCUCCGCUCAUAUCGGAAAAUAA